Messenger RNA from Cyprinus carpio (common carp), 506 nucleotides. RefSeq lists its product as uncharacterized. NCBI's taxonomy places the organism in Eukaryota, Metazoa, Chordata, Actinopteri, Cypriniformes, Cyprinidae. Bases 15 to 290 code for a protein of 91 amino acids. The transcript has 4 exons. The record is from RefSeq and is a predicted model, not a curated record.
CCCGUACUUCCUCCAUGUCUCAGCCUCAGAGAGUGGCGCUCUUCCCUGGCAUGGACCCAUCUGCUCUCAAGAAUCAGCUAAAGAAGAGAGGAGAGUCGGACAAUCAGACAGACGGCCCUUCACCCUCUCAGCUCUCACGCUCACCCAAAUCUCCAUUCUUGCCUAGAGCCGCCCGUGUGCUGCCUCCUGCUGGCGGCAAAGAGAAUGGAGAAGAGUCCUCACCUCAGUGGCUGAAAGAACUAAAGACUAAAAAACGUUUGAGUCAGUAUGAAAACGACAGUACAGCCUGAACAAGCAGGAUGCCUUAUAACUGCAGUAUCUGUAGCUGUAACUUGUGACAGAAGCCUUAACCUUUGACCUGGAGUUGACGGGAAGUCUGCUGCUGCUGCUGACUACAACAUCUUUCUGUUUCGUUGGUUUUUCAAGCCUUCCUCUUCAGCCUGAGUCAUGUACAUGUGCAUGGUGCCUUUCUAAAAGAUUUCUGACUGACUUAAAGGGCAAAGCAG